ACGGAAUCUAGAAAAAGACGCUUAUAUGCAGACAAAUUCAGUUACUACUACUAAAUUUCACAAAUUGCAAAGUGUUUCACUCUUCGAUUUAUAAAAUGAACGUGAUACAGACCGCUCCGCCGAGAGGACAACGCGCUUUUAUGAGAGGAAGAAUUCCGGCGAUACCAAAUGCGCAGCGCGCCGUAAACAUUUUUCCAAAAUAUCAAUUUGACUCUGGUUUUCUGAGACCUCCUCCGACGAGCUCUGGACCUGUAAGUUCCAAUGCGACCAGAAAAACGCCAAAAUUCAAUCGCAGAGAGAAUUACGUCUCCACAUCGUCCUACCCGAGCACUAUUCGUCGUAGUAUAGGAUCCGUCAAUCCUGUGAGAUCGACGCCGUAUGGCACAUCCAGCAACGCGGAUUCUUGGAUAGUGAUCGCGAUAACAGCCGGCCGAGGAGAUGCUAGGAACGAGGUCGGCUUGGCUGCGAUAGAUCUUCAAUAUCCAAACUUGAUUCUCUGUCAAAUCAGCGACUGUCAGACAUAUGUCAAUACACUGACGAAAAUCAACAUUCUCGAUCCGAUAGAAAUACUGAUGCCCGAAACGAUGUACGAGAACCGAGGCCACGGGAACAAACUGUACAAAUCGAUCAAAGAGAAAUUCAAUGCACUCAAUAUCACACCGAUCUCGCGAAUACACUUUAACGAAUCGACUGGCAUGGAACGCGUGCGAACUCUAUGCGCCAAGGACUACUCGAGCGUGGAAUUAAUAGUGAAACAAAAGUAUACGUCUUUAGCGGCUGCUGCAGCAUUAACUAAAUACGUGGAAUAUGUUCAGCACAUAGUUUACGCUCCGAAAUCGAUGCGUAUAGAGUUUCAAGGAUCGCCGAAUACCACGAUGAUCGAUCUAGAAAGUGCCCGAAGUCUCGAACUGGUGGUCUCGCAGUCCAAGCAUUCCAUCGUCAGCCUGCUGGGCACUAUGGAUCGCUGCUUGACCCCUAUGGGCCGAAGACUCCUGCGUGCUUCCAUUCUCCAGCCUUCCUGCGACGAGCGUCUCAUCGUGAAUCGGCAAUCUUGCGUGGCGGAACUGGUGGACAAUCGCUCCUUGUGCAUCAGUCUUCAGCCGGUGAUACAACGCCUGUUCGGCACGGAUCGCUUACUGACGUUGGCGAUUAAACCUGUACACGUCAACAACAUACAAAGUGCGGAGCGCAAUUUAAACUACGCGCUGCUCUUGAAGAAUUGUCUGGACAUCAUACCCGAACUGGAAGCGAUCCUCGCGACCGGUGUUCAUCCCUUCUUCAUAAAAACUCGACAGAAUUUGAGCGAUUCUGAAUUUCGCGUCAUGAAAGAUAAAAUUUUGACACUGAUACACGCGGAUGCGAGAUUCGUAAAGGGAUGCACUUCCUUAAGCAUGCAGAGGUGUUUCGCUAUAAAGGCCGAUAUCAAUGAAUUAUUGGACGUUGCUCGGCAAAUUUAUUGCGAAUUGAUCAGCGACAUGAAAGACACGGUGGAGCAGUUAGCCGUCCAGCACAAGCUUCCGUUAUCCUUGGAAUAUAAUGCGAACUUGGGCUACCACAUAAAUGUUAUCGUGCCGCGAGGCCAGGACGUGAAAAUCUCAGAUUUGCCGGCGGAAUUUAUUCAGGCGCGAAAAAGCAGAAGGUCCCUAACGAUGACGACAAUGGCACUGCUGACGUUGAACAAGCAGUGCAAGAAGGCGUGCGAAGAGAUUUACGUGAUGAGUAACACAUUGCUGACUAAUUUGCUGGAGGAUUUAAGACAACACGUCGGCUGCUUAUUCCAACUGAGUGCCGAUGUGGCGGAACUGGACUUGGUGUUGUCGUUGGCGCAAAUCAGUUGUAAUCCGGAAUACGUGAGACCAGCGUUCGGAUCGAAAUUGGAGCUCGUAAACUCGUUGCAUCCCAUUAUGGAAUUGUUCAACAGAGAUCUUCCCGUGUCUAAUGACGUAAAAGCUUCGACCGCAUAUAAUUUUCAUCUCAUCACCGGGCCAAACAUGAGCGGCAAAUCCACGUACUUGAAGCAGAUCGUUCUACUUCAAAUCAUGGCGCAGAUCGGUUCCUAUGUGCCAGCCGCCAACGCAACGUUUCGCAUUGCAGAUCGUAUACUUUGUAGAAUAAGUUCUCGCGACGACGUCGAACUCAAUGCGUCCGCCUACGUCCUCGAGAUGAAAGAAGCGCAGUACAUUCUGCAAUCUGUCACCACCAGGUCUCUCGUGGUUCUGGACGAGCUCUGCAGACACACAACGGUCGAAGAAGGUUCGGCUAUCGCUUGGUCAAUAUGCGAGAGAUUAUCGUUGACGACCGCGUUCACAUUUGCCGCGACGCACUUUUUGCAUCUGACCGCGCUGAGCAAUAUAUAUUACAAUGUGACGACACAUUGCUUCGAGACGAAAACCACGGAAGCGGAAGAAUCGAGCGAGCUGCAUCUGAUUUACACUCACAAACUGAACUGCGGAACAGGAAUCACCGAUCACUAUGGCAUCGCUUUAGCGGAAGUGUCCUCUCUACCGAGAUGCGUCACGACUAAAGCGCGAGAAUACGCAUCCAAGCAGUCGAUCGGCACGCAGAUACGAGCUGCGAAUAGCAAUCCUGAAUCCGGCGCGAAUUCUGUAUCGUGGGGGAAAUCAUGCUACGACGUGAUCGUUCAAUUACGCGCCCUGUUGAAGGAUAAUCGCUUCACCUUCGCAAAUAUAAUAAACGUGAUGAAGCAAUUGGAUCUGGAAAAACAACGCAGGCAACGAUCUUCGACGAUUACGCAAGUUUCUGCAAAAUCUGCAGGUGUCGCGCAGAAAUGUAAGGAAAAACACAGGGAAGACACGAGGAGUUUUGUUGAUGCAGCGAAAAAUGACUCAGCGAUGGAAACGAGCGACAACACGUUGUUAUUUAAAUUGCCUGAACGGAACGAGGAUCACCGAGAGCGUGCAACGGAGAACGAAGCAAUGGAAAUUGCCGAAACCGACAAUCAGAAACUUUGUCGAACAAAUUUAUUGGUGCACGAGGCCAUCGUGAAUCGCACGACAAUUUCGUCUGAUAUGAACACAGCCGACGGAAGUGCAGCGAUCAUUAAUUCACGUCAGUUUCCAACGACCGAUAUUAGCCCGCUGCGACUACUCAAUUCGAACGCGACGGAGAGACAGUCGUUUACCGAACGAUCGAUUUGUCACGGAAGUGUCGUUAACGAUCCGCGAUUUUACGUCUGCGCAUCCUAUGCGAGCAGCCAGAAAACAAUAAUAUUGCAAAAUACACAAUGUAAAGCAAAUUUAGAAUCUAAUAUCGCUGCGAACUCGACAGCGGCUUCUCCCUCGAUAUCCUCUCAGUUCUCCCAAUAUCAUGAUUAUUGUUUGUCCGAGGGAGAAUUCGACAUUACUCUGCCGUCUCAAUCGACUCCGAGCGAUAUAACAAGAAUCACUGCGCGAUCGAAAAAAGUGGAAAUUUUCCGGCAGAUCGAGGGCGACGCCUUCGACGAGGAAGAUUUCUUCACUGACACAGAAAUGCCAUUAGGAAUAGAUCUCACGGACGAUGAAAUAGCCAUGUCAUAAGUUGAUUAAUCGAAUUUAAUUCGCAGUAUGUAUAAAGUAUUCUAUAUGUUUAAAAAUUCAUUCUUGUUUCGCAUUGAUAACUCUUGUAAUAAUCGGAAGUAAAAUUCUUAAAUGACAUUUUCAUUUCGUUCACUUGCUUUUCGCGCUUGAACUAAACAUAAAAAUUCAAGCCGAUCGCCGCCAAGUUCACUUCGGCAAAUUGCAAACAUAUGAGUACGAUACGAAGAUCUCUUCUCUCCGUAAGAAAUUGACAAGAUAUUGUAACUCCAUUUUCGGACAAAUAUAUAGAAAAUUGUAAGAUUAGGUAACUUCACAAUGUGAAGGAGAUGACAAGGCGAUAAUGAUCUUCAAAAAACCGACUGUUUUGUAAAA
Messenger RNA from Linepithema humile (Argentine ant), 3908 nucleotides. The record is from RefSeq and is a predicted model, not a curated record. NCBI's taxonomy places the organism in Eukaryota, Metazoa, Arthropoda, Insecta, Hymenoptera, Formicidae.